AUGACGAUGUCCGUAACUUUGGGCAUCUUCAUCUAUGAGGGCACAGCUUACAAUUUGAUGUUUCUCUCACGUGUGCUGCCUGCUGUUGGCAAGGCAGAUUACAUUCCUUUCUUCUUCCUUCUCUUCAACACCAUUUGGGCAAUGGCUCUGAUCGCCUACGUUCGAGCUUAUGCCACCCAGCCUGGCAAGGUACCUCUUAGCUGGCACGAAUUUGUGAAAGAUGUUGGCCCGGCCUUGCCAGUGGUUCCUUCUACCGCACGAUGGGCUCCGGGAAAGGCGACAUACUGCCGAAAGUGCAGCAUCCCUCGGCCAGAGCGAGCUCAUCAUUGCAAUGUGAGUGGCUUUUGCGUGCUGCGCAUGGACCACUACUGCCCUUGGAUCAACAACUGCGUGGGCCUGGGGAACUACAAAUUCUUCCUUCAGCUGGUGAUGUAUGGCAGCAUUUGCGCCUUCAUCGGCAUUCUCACGUCCCUCCCAGAGUUCUUCCUGGUGUUGGGAAAGAUUUUUGGCCUCGAUAGCGACAUGUGGCAGGCCAAUCUGCAAAUCACCGACAUGAUCGCUUUUGUGAUGUUUGAAGGCCUGGCGAUCUUCCUCUCGGCCCUGCUGGUUCCAAUGCUGUUCACCCAUAUUCCCCUGGCCUGUAACAACACGACGGCCAUCGAGGCCAACUACACGAACAUCGAAAAUCCAUAUCAUUUGGGAAGCAGACUGGCGAAUCUGGAGCAGGUCUUUGGAACCUUUGGGCCCGACUGGUUUUUUCCCGUGAAGCCCUUUGAGCCGAAGGGCGAUGGGGUCUCCUUUCCCCGCUGGGACGAACCCUUAGGCUUCGAUGAUCGUCCCAUCGAUGAGGAGAUGCUACAGGGGGAGCAACUUUGGCGAGUGAGGUAUCAGGUGCGCAAUGCUCGUCCCAACCCUCAAGAGCAAGAAUUUGAUCCCCUGCGAACGCUCACCCAUUGGUUCACGGGCUUCGAUGAAGAGCCCAUCAGUCCAGGCCACAACGCAAACAUGGGAUGUGGAAUGAACUGA
This is a messenger RNA of Cladocopium goreaui, 1026 nucleotides long. The record is from the annotation of a GenBank genome assembly. Lineage: Eukaryota; Dinophyceae; Suessiales; Symbiodiniaceae.